Messenger RNA from Daldinia caldariorum, 3010 nucleotides. RefSeq lists its product as uncharacterized. The transcript has 2 exons. Lineage: Eukaryota; Fungi; Ascomycota; Sordariomycetes; Xylariales; Hypoxylaceae. The record is from RefSeq and is a predicted model, not a curated record. Bases 204 to 2927 code for a protein of 907 amino acids.
CGAUAGAUCAUAGCCCAACCCCCAACCAUAUUUCAUUAUGUACCUCUUUGCAUCUCUCCUCAUGCACUCUUCCGUCUAUCUCUACCUAAAAAUCACCAACUUGUACUACUUGUGCUGUUGAACAAACAAUUGGCCAACUUGUUCAAACGGAAUUGUCGCCGUCGCCUUUAGCACGACAACCCGACAACCCGACAGGAUCAAGUAUGAAUUCCAAUAAUUUCAGCCCUAACUACGUCGAUCCAAAUCGACCAAAUACUUCUUAUAGAGCCAACAUACCCGACUCUGACGUCUCUCCCCCAACGACAGCGUCGCAAGAUCUUAACUCACGACCCGGGCACAACACGACUACCCGAGAGCCUUCACCUCCGUCCUCACAGGAGACCGCUGUGCCUUACGCGCCCACUCCUCCGUCGGCGCCUUCCGCUCUUUCAGCGUCCUCCGAGUCAGAGAUCUACGGUCCCAACCGACUUUUCGGGCCUCCGCUUACGGCACCGGAGAAUGCUGAUCGCUCCCUGAUACCAAGCCCGGAUGCCCGCUUGAGCCCGCAAUAUCCAGCUAUAGCAAUGUUUCGAGACGCAUCCUCUGCAGAUGAAUUUAAAGAUGACCUGGCCAGAGCUGCCGGUGUCGUGACCCCUGGUGUUGAUGAUACCCCUUAUAUUCAAUAUGCUCUAGAUGCCCUCACUCGAGAUCGAGGAGCGUCAGGAUACCCUUCGUCUAGUAGCGAUGGAUCACAGCAACCCCCGUACCAUUUCACGCCCACUGCGGUACCUCCUCCUUUCAGACCACCUUCGAUCCAAUUGCCCCGACAAGCCGCUGGAGGCAAUAAUGAUCCCCAACAAUGGCCUUUAGUUCCAGGCCCUCGUGUUAUUGCCCUACCCCCAAACACCACCGCAGAGGAUUUACAGCAGGGAUGGCCAGAGCAGCCGCCUCGAGCUGGAUUAGAAAGACAGCCUAUUUGGGAUGUGUUUCCGGAUAUAACCGCUGAAAAUGAAGCUUUUAAAAAUCGCCGAGACCAGCGCCGAAAAUUGGAAAAUCCGCCUCCGGACACAAAACUUCCCAUGCCACGGGACUUAAACCAUUGGCAACCUCGGUCGGAUCUAAAUCUCGAUUCAGAGACGGGACUACAUAAUUGUGGAAAGGCUCUCAAGUGGCAAGCGCCCCUGACGCUGAAGCCCUGGGUCCUGCGAACACAAUCGCUAACGCUUUUGGGAACGCUGUGCCUUUUGAUGAUUGCGGCUAUCGUAUUCUGUGCCGUCUAUUCCAUGAGCCGUGACGGCUUAACGCCAUACGCCGGUUCGAUAUAUGGCGGUCAAUAUUUCCUUUUCCGAAUAUUGCCGCAGCUACUGGCAAUAAUUAUCCUAAUUUACGCACAAUGUGUCAUCACCGCGGCUUUCUGGGUCCUGCCAUUUGCGAAAAUGGCCGCGGAUAAUCGUAAUGAGCGACAAGAUGCUGUCUUUUUACCUCUAUAUCCUAAGUCGUUUCUCUGGCCCCAACUUGUUGGGAGCUGGAAUAUCUGGAUACCCAUAUUUAAUGUUUGGCUUUUGAAUUUUACCAUCCCGCUGCAAAGCAGUCUCUUCACUGUCAUCUUGGUGGACGGGACUUGGAAAUGGGCAACAGUACAAGGUGUGGCGUGGACGUUGGUGGCACUAUAUGUGUCUUUUCUGCUAGCGCUGGUUGUGAUGUUCGUAUUCUGGCAUCGGCGGAGAACAGGAAUGAUGCGACUCUGGGGUCUUCGAACUUUGGCAGACAUCAUUUUUCUCGUAUCCCAAAGCAAUUCGUUGCAUCGAUACCGCGGACUCGAGACAGCAACAACUAGACAAAGCAUGCGGCAGAAAUUAGACGGGUCUGCUGAAAGACUUGGAUUUUGGUUCUCCCCUGAAGCACCGAAAGUUGGAACGUGGUAUGGCAUCGGAGAAUCAACUGGCUCUGAGAAUUUAACGGAGAAAAUGGGCAAGCCGACAUGGGCCAACCAACAAGAAGCGUCCCUAGAAGCCGGCGACCAGCUCUCGGACCCGAGCAUUCGUUACCGCUACCUUCCGUGGUGCUUUCGGGAUGGCCAGAUCACUUUCUUCGCUGUCGCUUCUUCAAUUCUUCUGCUUGCUCUAAUCAUUGUCUCAUUCGUCCCUUCAACGGAUAUACGCAAAGGUUUCCUUCCUCAGUUGAGCCCUGCUCCUGAUGCAGGGGCAUUCUCGGCGGCCAACUUCCUCUACUCAUUUAUUCCUUCACUUCUCGGACUCAUAUUAUUCCUCAUGUUCCAGUCCAUGGACCUAACGCUAAGAAUAUUAACACCGUGGGGUGAACUUGCACGCCCGGAAGGCUCGCGAGCGGAGACUUCGCUUCUCUUGGACUACUCCACGAGUUUACCUCUAGAGUCGACUUACAAGGCGUUAAGGAACAAACAUUGGCGAGUAGCUGUUGUGUCUUUCCUAUCCGUAAUUUUUGCCCUUCUGCCAGUCUUGGCUGGUGGACUGUUCAUGGCCCUAACUCCUUCUUCCGGAGCGGCGCGCAUGUACCCUAAUGUUCCUGUUUUUGGCAUUAUUCUUGGUCUCCUAAUCCUGUACGUGGGCGGGAUCAUCUGCCUGGUGCCCAAGAGGAGCCAAUUCCGCCUCCCGCACGCCGUAACCUGCCUCGCUGAGAUCAUAAGUUUUUGCUACGAUGAGCAGCUCUGCACGGAUGAGGCGUUUGACUUGCAUUUAAUGCUAGAGUCCCACGACCUAGCUGGGAAGCUCGAUAUUGGCAAGGACUGGCACAGACAGGGCCGAUGGGCUUUUAACGCCGGUCGAAAUAACGACGAACGACUUGGCAUCAAGCGAUACAGCAAGUACACGGUCAACCCGAAGAAGCUUCGUGCUUAUGACAAAAGAGCGAGGGGCCAGCUUAUUUCAGCCCCUCUACCUCAUAAUAGCAGUUCGCUGUUCAACCACUAGGUUACCAACAGCUUUUUACACAUCACAUAAUUGAUAUCACAUUUGAUUUGUAUAUAUUCUUUCUUUUCAUUCACCUCUUGGCC